AUGAAAGCUCUAAUUCUCGUUGGUGGAUUUGGUACUCGUCUGAGACCUCUUACUCUAACUCUUCCAAAACCAUUGGUGGAGUUUUGUAAUAAACCAAUGAUAUUACAUCAAAUAGAGGGACUUGUAAAGGUUGGGGUGACGGAUAUUGUUUUGGCAGUUAAUUAUCGGCCCGAGAUUAUGGUCUCGCUCCUCAAAAAAUAUGAAGAUAAGUUUAACGUAAAAAUCACUUUCUCGGUUGAAACCGAACCUUUAGGGACUGCUGGUCCUCUUGCAUUGGCUCGUGAAAUUCUCGGAAAAGAUACCUCGCCCUUUUUUGUGUUAAAUAGCGAUAUUAUUUGUGAAUUUCCAUUUGAGCAAUUAAGAGAUUUUCAUAAUUCUCAUGGAAAUGAAGGUACUAUAAUUGUUACCAAAGUUGAAGAACCUUCAAAGUAUGGUGUGAUUGUGAACCAUUCCGAUUCAACAUGCAUUAAAAAAUUUGUUGAGAAACCUGUAGAGUUUGUCAGCAAUAAAAUCAAUGCUGGUAUCUAUAUUUUUAAUCCUGCUAUUUUAGAUCGCAUUGAGCUUAAACCGACUUCUAUUGAAAAAGAAGUUUUCCCAAAGAUGGCGGAAGGCUCUCAAUUACAUGCUUUUGAACUUGAAGGUUACUGGAUGGAUGUUGGUCAACCCAAAGAUUUUCUGACUGGCACUUGUUUAUACCUUUCAAAUUUAGCCAAAAAACAACCGAAUCUCUUGGCGAAUCCUGCCUGCGAUUACGUACAUGGUGGUAAUGUAUUAGUAGAUCCUACUGCCAAAAUAGGUAAAGAUUGUAGGAUUGGACCAAAUGUUACCAUUGGUCCGAAUGUUAUAAUUGGUGAUGGGGUAAGGUUACAAAGAUGCGUCAUAUUAGAAGGAGCGCGAGUAAAGGAUUUCGCCUGGGUUAAAAAUAGCAUUGUUGGAUGGCAUUCAAUACUUGGACGAUGGACUCGUCUAGAGGGCGUUUCGGUUUUAGGUGAUGAUGUUACCGUUAACGACGAGAUUUAUUGUUUUGCUGCUUUAAAAUAG
Messenger RNA from Funneliformis mosseae, 1041 nucleotides. Lineage: Eukaryota; Fungi; Glomeromycota; Glomeromycetes; Glomerales; Glomeraceae. The record is from the annotation of a GenBank genome assembly.